ACUCGAAUUAAGAAGGAAAGAGAUUCGAUUCCAAAAAGAUAACAUAAGAAACGCAAAACCACGUCAGCGUUUGCUAGAAGUAACCACCGGCACUGGGCAGCCGCCAAAAACAUUGCACGCAACGCCCCCCUCUCACUGAAACCCUCUGCUUUCGUUUUCGUGAUUUCUUGAUCGGCCAUGGCGUUGCAGAGGCAUCUGCUGAGGAAGGCAAAGUUUCUCUCCGGUUCCUCCUUUUCUACAAUUCCUUCUUCAUCUGCUGCUGCUGCUGCUGCUGCUGCCGCCGCUGUCUGCGAUGCUCCUCCGCCUCGGCUUCCUCCGUUCGAUCACUCCCCGAGAUCCUACAAGGGCCCUCUGGCCGAUGAAGUCUUCCAGAAGCGGAGGAAGUUUCUCGGUCCUUCUCUCUUCCACUACUAUCAGAAGCCUCUUAAUAUUGUUGAGGGGAAGAUGCAGUAUUUAUUUGAUGAGAACGGGAGGCGUUACCUGGAUGCGUUUGCUGGGAUAGUUACGGUUUCUUGUGGACAUUGCCAUCCUGAAAUAUUAAGUGCGAUAAUGGAGCAGAGCAACCUUCUACAGCAUGCUACAACCAUAUAUCUUCACCAUGCAAUAGCUGAUUUUGCUGAGGCAUUAGCUUCCAAAAUGCCUGGAAACCUAAAGGUUGUGUAUUUUGUAAAUUCUGGGACGGAAGCAAAUGAAUUAGCGAUGCUGAUGGCCCGUCUAUACACUGGUAAUCUUGGCAUGAUCUCGUUGAGGAAUGCAUAUCAUGGGGGAAGUUCUGGGACGCUUGGACUCACUGCUCUUAACACAUGGAAGUACCCAAUACCCCAGGGCGAAAUUCAUCAUGCUGUAAAUCCAGAUCCAUACCAUGGUGAUUUUGGCUCUGAUGCUAAUCGUUAUGCCAAAGAUGUACAAGAUCACAUUGAUUUUGGUACUUCAGGAAAAGUUGCUGGAUUUAUAGCCGAAACAAUCCAGGGAGUUGGAGGGGCAGUUGAAUUGGCCUCUGGAUACUUGAAACUGGUUUAUGACAUUGUACGCAAGGCUGGUGGCAUCUGCAUUGCUGAUGAAGUGCAAACUGGGUUUGGUCGUACAGGAAGCCACUACUGGGGCUUUGAAACACAGGGCGUCAUUCCAGAUAUAGUUACCAUGGCAAAGGGUAUUGGCAAUGGGCUACCAUUGGGAGCAGUGGUGACAACCCCAGAGAUAGCAAGUGUAUUGGCCCAGAAAAUUCUAUUUAAUACUUUUGGUGGGAACCCUGUAUGUUCAGCUGGGGGGCUGGCAGUACUUAGAGUUCUUGACAAGGAGAAGCGUCAAGCUCAUUGUACUGAUGUUGGUUCACACUUGCUUGGGCGUUUGAGAGCUCUUCAGCAAAGACAUGAAAUCAUUGGAGAUGUGAGGGGCAGGGGCUUAAUGGUUGGUGUAGAACUCGUGACUGACAGGACCGAGAAGACACCUGCUAAGGCAGAAACUGCAGUUUUAUUUGAGAAACUUAGAGAGCUUGGUGUUCUAGUUGGGAAAGGGGGAUUGCAUGGAAAUGUUUUUAGAAUAAAGCCACCAAUGUGUUUUACAAAGGACGAUGCAGAUUUUCUUGUCGAUGCCUUAGACUAUUCCAUGUCAAGGUUGUAAGUAUACACCAUACAUCUGCAGGAGCUCAGAUGCUAAUUAUGUACUCUAUGAAGAACUUAUUUUCAAUAAUAUGAAGUGAAAACUUUAGAUUUC
Messenger RNA from Juglans regia (Persian walnut), 1713 nucleotides. RefSeq names its product alanine--glyoxylate aminotransferase 2 homolog 1, mitochondrial. The coding region runs from base 178 to 1620 and encodes 480 amino acids. Gene Ontology annotation, cellular component: mitochondrion. Gene Ontology annotation, biological process: glyoxylate catabolic process. Gene Ontology annotation, molecular function: pyridoxal phosphate binding; L-alanine:glyoxylate transaminase activity. The record is from RefSeq and is a predicted model, not a curated record. NCBI's taxonomy places the organism in Eukaryota, Viridiplantae, Streptophyta, Magnoliopsida, Fagales, Juglandaceae. The transcript has 9 exons.